UAAUUGAGGAAAGCUUCCAGACCUGCACAAAAACUCACUGAGUUAAGACAGACAAUAUACAUAAUAUAAAAUAAUCUUGCUUUCGAGUAAAUAGUUAGUUCUAUCUUAUUUAAGAAAUGAAAGACAUAGAAUAUCAGGCUGCACCGCUUUGGCUCACUACAGAGUAUCUCGAGCCUAUUUUGCGAAAGUACAAAAAUGACGAAGGACUUUUUAUAACAAAAAUGGACAUUAAACCAGCCACAAAAAAGGGUGACAACUAUGCCAGUGUGAUGACACGGAUCAGCGUUGAUUUCGUGUUAAGCAGCAAGGAAACGGAGCAUGGUUUAUAUAUCGUGAAAACGUCACAUGAAAGUGACCCCUUCACAUCAGAUAUCAUGAGCCAAUAUGAUAUAUAUAAUACAGAAAUGUUAAUGUACCAGCAAGUUUUGCCAAAACUCACGGAGCUGCUAAAAGAAAUCGGCGACAAAGAUAAACUAUUUGCCGACACUAUUUAUGUGGACUACGAGCAUUCAGCCAUAAUUUUUGAAGACCUGUCCGUGUUAAAGUUUGUUACUCCCGAUCGACUUGUUGGAAUGGAUGAAGCGCAGACUAUGUUGACACUUAAAAAGCUAGCUAAAAUGCAUGCAACUGCAGCGGUGCUAAAUGAGCGUAUGCCUGGAGUUCUAACUAAACUGCAAAGAGGGAUAUUCAAUCGUCAAACAUGUGGGUUUGCGCCAUUUUUCGAGGGUGUCCUAGAAGCUUGUGCGGAUUUCGCCGGAGAGUGCACGAGUUUGGGAUCAUAUUACAAAAACAAACUACUCAAGUUGAAAUCAUAUGUGAUGGAAUAUGGAAUGCGUACCUUUGAUCCACAUCACGGAGAUUUUUUAACACUUAAUCAUGGUGAUGUUUGGACCAAUAAUGUAAUGCUAAGGUAUGAUUAUAGUGGCAGUAGGGAUGAGCAGUCAGCAACUGGAAGGGUGAUUAAAGAUAUCAUGCUGAUCGAUUUUCAAUACAGCUCAUGGACAUCGCCGGCUCUCGACCUUCACUAUUUCUUUCAAACUUCGUUGCCUUUAGAAUUUAAAAUUCAUCGAGAGGAUGAAUUUGUUAAAUAUUAUCAUGGUUUUUUGUCUGAAACGUUGCUUCAGCUCCAUUAUAAAGGACACAUACCUAGCCUACAUGAAUUUUGUGUGCAAAUGGAGUCUCACCGAUUUUACGCUGUUGUUUCGUCGUUGGGCUGUCAGGCUCUCCUUAUUAAUGACAAAACUGAUGAAGCAGAUUUCAACACCCUGAUGGGAAGUGGGGAGCGUUCGCGCAAAUUUCGCAGUCUUUUAUAUACAAAUAAAAGAACACAAGAUAAUACUAUAGCUUUACUGCCAUACUUCGAUCGCAAAGGACUACUUGAUGUUACUGAAUAAAAUUUAUAAAAUGUCUAAAGAUUAUAUUGUAUAUAAAAUAUACAAAAUUUUAACAAUGUGAUAUGGAUGUAAGAAUAAAAAAUAACUUAUUGAUAAUGGAGGUAUCAGGGGCUCCUUUAUCACUUAA
Molecule: messenger RNA, 1521 nt
Organism: Zeugodacus cucurbitae (melon fly)
Lineage: Eukaryota; Metazoa; Arthropoda; Insecta; Diptera; Tephritidae
Exons: 2
Coding region: 117-1394 (425 amino acids)
Source: RefSeq, a predicted model, not a curated record